AUGGGUCGGACAGUCGACCAGGAAGUUCACGCGGCGUUUGUCGAGUUCCGCGCCAAGGAAGACGAUAAGUGCCUUUCCGUCCAGUGUAUCUAUUGUCAGCAGAUCCGCGCAAAGAAUACCUCGCGUCAGAAGCAACACCUGCUCGAAUGUCCCGGCCUUCGUCAUACCAACCCCCAAGCUCAAACACAAUCCGCUCAAUCUGCCCCUAAUGGCAUUGGGUCCGCCAAUGGAUAUCCUCCCACUCCUAAUGGUGCUACUGCCACUGCUCCCGGCGCGGGGCCAGGGCCUGGUGCCCUCGCGACUCCGAACGGACCCAUGAUGUCCAACGGUGUCAACCCGCAUGCUACCCCGAUGCAGACACCGCUGCAGAAUAUGCAGGGUCGCGCUUCUCUGCCGACAUCAGGCCCUGCCGGGGCCGCCUCCGCGGCCCCUGCCGCGCAGCAGGCCCCUCGUGCGACACCCAAGUCCAAGCCGAAGAACUCAUCCUCCAACCUCCCCGCCCCACCCCUUGAUGACGUGCAUGCCGCUUUCGUGGAGUUCCGAGCGAAGGAAGAAGACAAGUGUCUAUCCGUCCAAUGCAUAUACUGCCAGCAAGUCCGCGCGAAGAACACCAGUCGUCAACGCCAACAUCUGCUGGAAUGUCCUACCUACCUCAGUGUCAUGAAGGACUCGAUCCCCGCCAACAACCUCCUCCACACCUUCCCCGAGGGCGACGUCGCACGCUCGCUGCAGAUCCCGGCGCCUACCCUCGAGUUGGACUUCCGUAUGAGCAUUAAAAUGAAUCCUAAGGUCGCCGUAGGUGAGAGCAUCUGGGGACACCGUGACUGGGUGACAUUCGUGGGAGGGCAAUGGGCCGGUCGAUGGGGCAAAGGAAUCAUCCUGCCUGGUGGACAGGAUUCUCAGAUCGUGACCAAGGAGUCAUCCACGAGUCUUCGAGCGAGCUAUAUGCUUCAAACUGCCGACGACCCACCCGCGUACAUAAUUGUGAAGACCAAUGGAUGGUUGACCGGCUCAAAGGACGUGCUGGACAAGGUCAAUGAUCCCAGUGUGGCUGACGGUGUGAACCCCAACACGUAUAAAUAUCGCAUCAACCUUUCGAUGGAGACCGGAGAUGAACGUUACGCAUUCUUGAACACUCUGAUGUGGAUCGGCAGUGGUUGUCGCAGGAACCAGGAAGUCAUCUUCGAUGCUUUCCGCGUCAACUGAUCCACCGAGAUAUUGCAGCUAUUU
This is a messenger RNA of Aspergillus saccharolyticus JOP 1030-1, 1230 nucleotides long. RefSeq names its product DUF3237 domain-containing protein. The transcript is spliced from 5 exons. NCBI's taxonomy places the organism in Eukaryota, Fungi, Ascomycota, Eurotiomycetes, Eurotiales, Aspergillaceae. The record is from RefSeq and is a predicted model, not a curated record. Bases 1 to 1206 code for a protein of 401 amino acids.